This is a messenger RNA of Cercocebus atys (sooty mangabey), 2512 nucleotides long. It is a transcript of the gene LY9, whose product is annotated as lymphocyte antigen 9. Gene Ontology annotation, biological process: T cell activation. The transcript is spliced from 8 exons. Gene Ontology annotation, cellular component: external side of plasma membrane. Lineage: Eukaryota; Metazoa; Chordata; Mammalia; Primates; Cercopithecidae. The record is from RefSeq and is a predicted model, not a curated record.
ACACACACUUACACAUACACACACACACACACACACGUAUACACGUGCGGAAGCUGUGGUAAGUGCAUCCUCCUUCAGUCGCAGAUCUGAAAAUAGAUCAUCAUGGUGGCACCAAAGAGUUACACACAAGACUGGGCUCCUGGGCCUUUCUCCAGUAAGCCACAGAGGAUUCAGCUGCAAAUAUUCUCUUCUGUUCUAUGGACCUCUCUCCUCUUCCUGCUCAUGGGACUAAGAGCCUCUGGAAAGGACUCAGCCCCAACAAUGGUGUCAGGGAUCCUAGGGGGUUCUGUGACUCUCCCCCUAAACAUCUCAGUAGACACAGCGAUUGAGCAUGUCAUCUGGAUUGGUCCCAAAAAGGCUCUUGCUUUUGCACGUCCCAAAGAAAAUGUAACCUUUAUGGCCAAAAGCUACCAGGGCCAACUAAACAUCGCCAGGGGGAGUUACUCCCUGUCCAUCAGCAAUCUGACUCUGAAUGAUGCAGGAUCCUACAAAGCCCAGAUAAACCAAAGGAAUUUUGAAGUCACCACUGAGGAGGAAUUCACCCUGUUCAUCUAUUAACAGCUGCAGGAGCCCGAAGUCACCAUGAAGUCUGUGAAGGCGUCUGAGAACUUCUCCUGUAACAUCACUCUAAUGUGCUCCGUGAAGGGAGCAGAGAAAAGUGUUCUGUACAGCUGGACCCCAAGGGACCCCCAUGCUUCUGAGUCCAAUGGAGGCUCCAUUCUUACCAUCUCCCGAAUGCCCUGUGAGCCAGACCUGCCAUACACCUGCAUAGCCCAGAACCUCGUCAGCCAGACCAGCUCCCACCCUGUCCAUGUUGGGCAGUUCUGUACAGAUCCAGGAGCCUCCAGAGGAGGAAAAACAGGGGAGACUGUGGUAGGGGUCCUGGGAGAGCCAGUCACCCUGCCACUGGCACUCCCAGCCUGCCGGCACACAGAGAAGGUUGUCUGGUUGUUUAACACAUCCGUCAUCAGCAAAGAGAGGGAUGAAGCAGCAACGGCAGAUCCACUCAUUAAAUCCAGGGAUCCUUACAAGAACAGGGUGUGGGUCUCCAGUCAGGACUGCUCCCUGAAGAUCAGUCAGCUGAAGAUAGAGGACGCCAGCCCCUACCGUGCCUAUGUGUGCUCAGAGGCCUCCAGAGUCACCAGCAUGACACAUGUCACCCUGCUCAUCUACCGGAGGCUGGUGAAGCCCAAAAUCACGUGGCGCCUCCGGCACAGCAAGGAUGGCAUCUGCAGGGUCAGCCUGACCUGCUCCGUGAAGGAUGGGGGAAACGCCGUCAUGUACACAUGGACCCCACUGCAGAAGGGAGCUGUUGUGUCCCAAGGGGAAUCACACCUCAACGUCUCAUGGAGAAGUGGUGAAAAUCACCCCAACCUCACAUGCACAGCCAGCAACCCUGUCAGCAACAGUUCCCACCAGUUUCUUUCUGAGAACAUCUGUCCAGGUUUCUCUCCAUCUCUAUUUACUCAGGCCACGGGGCCUCGGGGCCUCAGAUCCAAGAGUUUGCAUCCUGACUGAUUCUUUAUGAAGUGCAGUGGGAGGCUGUGGGUGAGAGCUCUUUAGAGUGGCAUACUUCCACAGAUAUGUGAGAGCCAAGCAUGUGUUCCGGAACCCACAGCUGGCCACAUGCUAUACUCUGUGCUCUCUCAAGAGUAUGAGAAGCUGGACACUCCCCUCAGGCCUGCCAGGCAACGGCCUAGGCCCGCCUCAGACAGCAGCUCUGACAGCAACAUCACAACUGAGGAGGAUGCGGACAGGCCCGAGGUGCACAAGCCCAUCAAUGGAAGAGACGAGGUGUAUGACCAGGUCACUCAGGAGGGUGCUGGACAUGACCCAGCCCCUAAGGGCCAAGCAGACUAUGAUCCCAUCACUCCAUAUGUCACAGAAGUUGAGUCUGUGGUUGGAGAGAACACCAUGUAUGCACAAGUGUUCUUCAACUUACAGGGAAAGACCCCAGUUUCUCAGAUAGAAGAGAGCUCGGCCACAAUCUUCUGCUCCAUACAGAAACCUCAGACGGUCGUGCCGCCACCACAACAGAAUGAUCUUGAGAUUCCUGAAAGUCCUACCUAUGAAAAUUUCACCUGAAAGGAAAAGCAGCUGCUGCCUGUCUCCCGGGACCGUGGGGUUGGAGAGUCAGCUGGACCUCAUGGGGCCUGGGGCUCACGGACAGAAGCACCUCAGUGCCUCAGAGAUGCCUGGGUGUGGCUCCUCCCCAUCCUUCUCACACUCAAGGCCUCCCAAGCCCAUUAAUAGUUCAGACACAGGCUCCUUCUUGGAGCCUAUGGGCUUCAGAUGUCUUUGCCCCAUUUGUCACCUCCCACACUCAUAGCGUUUCCUUCUCGAAAUUCUACCACGACUGGUCAAAUGUUGCUGAGGGACCUGGACCAGCUGACCUUUACACCACCUUCUCAACACUGCUGAAAUGAACCCAAGAGAAUUGUCACACAUGACACAAGAUGUACGUAAAAUCAUGCUCACUGCAGUGUUAUUUAAAAUAAAAGGCAGGAAAUAA